CUUACACUGUGUGUAAUCAUUUGUAGCAGGUUUCAUCCAUGGCGCAGACGACAGUGGUUAGCCUGCGAGAUGUGAAUGUAUUGAGUGAAAAUCUGCGACAGUUUUUGUAGUGUGGAUGCAGCAGAAUGGCGGAUAGCAUUGUGGAAGGGUGGUUGCGUUCUUUGAACCUUGUACACUACACACAAGCGUUCUUAGACAAUGGCUAUGACGACUUGGAAGUGUGUAAACAAGUCGGAGAGGCGGAUUUGGAUGCGAUCGGUGUCACCAAACACGAUCACCGAGAAAAGCUUCUGCGCGCCGUACGGAUACUGAAAGAGGAGGGAGGAACGGCUGUGUAUUUCACAUUGGAGGACCCUAUCUCGCCGGAAAAUAGUUAUGAGGAGACAGUAGUGUUUGCGGAUCUGGGCCCUGCCCCAGGAUCUCCACCCCAAGGCCUGAGCGCCGAGGCCUACGACGCGGGGAAGACAGCCCUUUUGACUUACCCGAAAGUCCAACUCAAACAUAUAUUGAGGGACAAGUUAGUUGAAGAUGAGAUCGACUUGUCCAAUCCGCCAUUCACCACGACGGAAAACACCUUGUGCCAAAGUAGCCUGACUGCACUGGCUGUCAAAUAUGCAAAAGAAAUCAAGACCCACUUUGCUGAUGUGUGGGACCGACUGGAAGACCUGUGGAAAGUGGCCCAAGAUAUCGACAACUUUCCGAGUGUAUGCAGGAGUCCUAUGCACAGUAUCUAUGGUGGAUCAAGUCUGUAUGGCUUCUCUCCCCGUGGAGUACCGCCGCCUCUGCCCUCAUGUCCUCCGCCAUCCACCAGCCAUGUUGACAGAAUGCCGGAACUCCCCAUCUCGCCAUAUGCAUACAGUCAAGAAAACUAUGUGGCCAUUGAUGGAGGUGUAUGUUGUCUGUUUUCUCGAAAAAUCACCAGGCCAGAUGUACGGGACACUGUGCUGUCGGAGGGCAAGAAAUCAUCCUCUUUGGGCAAAUUUUUACGAAAUAUUGGGAUACGUCGGUCAGGAAGAAAGAACUCGUACAAACAACAUUCAGGCGACCUGCUGGCCUCCGAUAUCACGAUGAGCGAUGAAGACCGUAUAGCGCUGAUGGUGAUGGUGAAGGAGGGCAAGAUCUCCACGGAAACAGCUUUAGAGGUGGUGAAAAGAUUUGAGGAUGACAGAAGAGCUGAUGAAGUGAAGGAGAACCGUCUGUUUGAGUCACCAGCGUCCCGGAAAAGCGGGAAAGAUAAGAAAAAGAAAGCAGGUGUUGGAGGAAAACCUACCAAAUCACACUCGGCCGUGUAUACAGAUGAAGCGCCAAAGUGCCAUGUCUGCAAACAUCUAAUGCUCAACCAGGACUACGAACUGCCCCUUCCACCGCCACCUUCCGACGGCCAGCCGCUGUACGAGUGUUGCCGGCAUCGACGCGUGCACAGUGUCGGGCAUAUUGACUUUCCACAGCAUCUACAUUCCCCACCGUUUGUGCGCGCAUUCUCCUGUUCACCCACCCGCAACGCCACCCAGUCAUCAGUGGUGAGUUCCCCGGGACCUGCUCAUAGUAGACUCUACUCCCCCAUACUGUCACAGGCACCCCGGAUACCCACAGUUACCUCGCAGUCAGCUCUACCUCAGGGAGCGGAGAAUCUCAAAGAAAGGCUCUCAGGAAAACCACAAAUAUUCCUUCACAAAACCCCGUCAAGGACAUCUUUACUGUCCUCGGAGUCGGACCAUUCAAUGGAGUGUACGUCACAUGCCCCACUGAAAUCAGACGUUGUGACCACACGUAAUGAUGACAUGAACUAUUGUAGCACAAACUCUACUGUGUCCAUGAGUUCCGAUAACUCUCCUGCUCAAGGGAGGAAGAAAAGUGAAAAUGCUGUUAAAGCUAAAGGUCAUAGGUGGCAUCGGAGCGCCAGCUAUAGCACAGGGGAUGAUGGGAUAUCUUCGGAGAACGACGAUCAUGAUGAUGCACAUCUGCUGGGUGCUGUCAGUCGAGACGUGUGUCGCAACGGCGGCAAGUUGAGUGGGCGACUCCGAGACAUGAAGAACAAGGUGCUCAAGGGAAGAGAAGGUCACGCAGCAGAGCUGGACUUUAGAACGGCUCAGAUGGUUCACCGGCCGCCGCUCAGAAGAGAGAACUCCUAUGGCGGGACAAGGUCACCAAUCUACAACUGCCACAAUCCAGUGGUCUCCCACCCCCAGGCUGCAUCCACCCCAGACAGGCCAGUCUACGCCACCGCCCCCAUCCUGGGGCGUGCCAGGGUCCACACAGACUUUGACCCCCAGUGGCGUGAGGAUUUCCUACCCCUGAAGCGAGGGGAUGUAGUCAACAUCAUCAGCAUGGGCCACUCGGGGAUCUGGAGGGGCGUUCUCAAUGGCAGAGUCGGCAACUUCAAGUUCGCCCAUGUGGAUGUGCUGGGAGAUGAUUGGUUGAGGACACAGCGCAAGGAGAAACAGUUACGGCGCCACAACUCCCGCAAGUCUAAACCCAAGUCGGUGGAGGAACUCAUGCAGAGAAUUGGCUUGGAGCACCUGACCAGUUUGUUUAUGCUGAAUGGAUUUGAGAUGUUGGAGACCUUCUCCGAGCUGGAUGAGGACGACCUGAACACUCUGAACAUCACUGACCCUGAACAGAAGGCCAAACUCCUGACAGCGGCUGAACUACUCAAUGACUGUGAUUCCCAUGAUGCCUCAGAUGGCCACACUAGAAGUGACCGAUCAGGAUCUGGUACCAACUCCUCAGAUACACCAUCAAGUCUUUCCCCUGCCACCGUCACUGGGGCUGAACACGCACAAGCAAGGACGGGUAACUCCAGCAGGGACUCCGGAUGCUAUGCCAGUAAUGAACAGUUGAUGCUCAAGGAUGCUCAAAAACCCCACUCUAGUCAACAAGCAAAGGUUGUCAUGACAACAGCUUCUCAAAUCAGGCCUGCUAACACAGGGGCAGCCCGCUCAGAUGCCGAUUGUAGUGGUCACAUGUGUGGUAUGUGUGGUAAGCCCAGGGUUCAAGGUCAGUCACCUCUGCGGGAGGAUGAGGGUAUGGAAACCGAUCGAAGUGAUAAGGAUUACACAGAGGAGGACAAGGAGGUGUUUGCUAUUACUAAUGGAUAUUUGCAACAAAGGACAGGGUCGCCUCCUGAUAAGAGUAGCAAGAAUUCUAAGAAGAUGAGUGGAUAUUGUAAACAUUGUGUUCAUAGUAAAAUGCCAAGCAAACCGAAGAUGUCACAUUCUCCUUCUCGAGGAACCCCUAGUGCUAACAAUUCCUUGUCUUCUGACACGAGCACCAGCACGACCUUGACAACUAUCCACUCCCCAAGCAACCCCAACCUCCAGUGCUCAGUGUAUGGCUCCAGUACACAGGCCAGGAGGAAAGUGAAACCAGUGCCACCACCCCGAGCUCCCGGCACCGAGAUCACAUCGGUCCCGACGCCAGAAUAUGCUGCAAGGGACAUGUAUCCACAAGUCAGGAACCAACGACCAAAGGACAUCAAUCCAGUGAGUCUGUAUGGACGGCACCAGAUCUCAAUGCCACAACUGCAGAUGCCUUUGUCCAUGUACUACCCGGAGAGGAUUGCCUCCCCUCAUGGUAGCAUCAUCUAUGGCCAAGGGAAGCAGAUGAUACCAGAGCCGAUCUAUGGUCAGGUAACCAUCAAGAAUGUCAGUCGGUCGCUCAUCCCCUUGGUGUCCACCAAGCUGAGUGCCGAGAAGAUUGAUCUGAGUGAGGAGCCAUAUUCAUCUGAGCUUGGCAUGUGCGCCAUCCCACCCCUGCUGAUCCAGCGGUACGCGGAGGAGCUCCGACAGGACAUCCAUAGUGUGUCCCUGGUGCUGGAGCAGGUCCGACUCUACCAUCUACAGAACCACCAGAGGAACUCGAUUCCCAAUGACAAGUUGUCUGAGAGCUGCAGCAAUGCUGUGGACCUGAAGAUAUCUUCCAUCGAGGACUUCUUCAUCUCGAUCGGCCUGCCCAUGUACAUCGACCCACUGUAUGAGAAAGGAUGUUGCACUAUACAGCUGCUGCUCAAUCUGACAGAGAAUGAUCUCAACAGGAUAACCGGAGCUGAUACCCGGCAUCUCAAACGCAUGCAGCAUGCCAUAGAAUGGGUCCGACACAAACUACAGUCACCUGUCAAAAGCCCAAAAUCUCCAACCAAAAGUCCAACUUCUACCAAGCAGACAUCAGUCAGAGACAGAGUUUAAGAACUUUGUAAUUUAGACCUUGUUGUGAUGUUUCGUACACUCUUCCUGCUACGAUCUUUAAAACAAACCUCUAAGGUCUGUCAACAAUCUGAGUCAACUGUGACCUGGUGACUUCCAGCCUUCAAAUACAGGCAUGAGAAGCAGGUGCCCCUUCAUGAACAAUUAUUGUACAUUCAAAGUUGUAUAUGUGAAGACAGUGAGGUUGUUUGCAUGCAGACAUUUGUAAAUUGUAUUGUUUUUAUAAUAAUAUGAAAUUUUAUUGUACUGAAAUCUGAUGUCAGUACAUGAAUACCAAAUGCCCUGUACACAUAUGGCUGUUCGUAUGGUGGAUAUUACAGGGCAUUAAGCUCUUCUCACUUUUUAACUUCAAAAUUUGUAAUUAUGAUCUUUCUGCUGAAGAUUUUGUGAUUGGCGUACUCAUUCAUACAAAAUAAGGUUUAUUGUUCGAAGGUGGGAAAUAGUGAAGUCUCACAGUCUAAUCUGUACAAGUGUCAAAAAUGUUUUUUUUAUUUUUCUUGUAUGUGCAUCUGUAUGGUACGAAUGUAUCCUCUCUGCCUGGUCAGUAUAUCCAGUACAGUGAUAGUGCAGUGUGUAUGGCAUGUUCAACAAACAUAAUCGUAAUACUCUGUGAAUAAUGUAUAAUCAGUGGAUCAUUAUUUGUGAUUUGUACAUUUUUACAUUGGCAAUGUGUACAUAUAUCAUUGUAUUGUAUGACUGUGGAUGGUGAGUUACUUCAACACAAGUUCACACUGUUGAUUUAUCUAAUAUAAUGCAAGUUAAUGCCAACAAUUGUGAAUACAAGUUGAUGAUUGGUGAGGAUGCACUGAAGUAUGGAAUAACAGCUACGUAUGCCCCUAGGCAUUGUUUGACUUAUUAACUGAGAAACAGUUGCUUUAAGUGUAAAUAGCAAAGAAAAUUUAUGUUUAAUUGUAAUAUAGACACUUAUUGAAUUGUUACAAUCACAUUAUUCUCAUAAUGAAUUUCUAGUCGAAAAAUGUUAUGGCAUUUAUGCAUGAUCCUUAUGUUCAUGAAUAUUCAUCAUUUAUCCUUGCAAUUUGUAGUGCAUCUCAAGUUGGAUGAAAUAGUGCUUGUUGAUUGAGUGACCUGGUUGAGAGUUGAGUCUAGAGAUGUUGUGAUAGAACUGGGCUCGCUUAGAACUGUAUGGGGACUUCUUUGUACAGGGACAAAGACCAGUCAUAUGGCGGAAAUAUUGAUGAGAGCAAGCUCACACAAACAGUUUUUGAGGGAAAACUAAGUUUUAAUAAAGUAUCAUGUUUCUGGUCUUCUGGUGUGACCUAAAAUGACGUGGCCUUUUUUUUCUCUCAUUUUCUUACAAGCUCAUUUGCAUGGAGGUAAGACAUAGUUGUCUCCGGUAUUAAGGUGUCCUUUUAAAACUUCAGUAGAGUCAUGUCUAUACUGUACUCGCACUCAACAAGCCCAAAAAGUCUUUUAGUCUUCCAGGGUUUUAUCUGGACGUACUAAAGUGGGAGUCCCUGGUACCCCCAAUAAUCAAUUUAAGGUUCCUUGUAGGUAAUAUGAGGUAAUAUGUAAUGGUGUAGUGUACUGUAUGUUUAGAUAACUGCUUUGAAGCCUGGAAUGAAUCAGUGAUCAUGUGGACAGUGGUCAUGAUCGAUGGAUGAAAUGAGAGACACCCAUAACUGCUCUUUAUGCACUGAAGAUACAAUCAACAUUAUUGUGCAUUCCUUGGGACGCUGAAUUUUUUGCGUGCGUCCAUUCUCUACAUUUGUGCGUACUGGACUCAAAUUUUGUGCAUCAUGUAAAACGAUGGUCUUCCUACACACACAAGUACAGACAUGAGAUUGUGCAUUAUGUGGUGUUUGUACGUUCAUUUUUGGGAAAGCAGGUUACAGUUACCUGCCCUUGAGCUGGAAUAUAGCUGGAAUAUUGCGGAGUGUGGCGUUAAACAACAAACAAACAAAACCUGCCCUUGUUUAAAUAUGCAGAAAAAAUAAGAAAGCAAGACCAUGUGGGUUGACAAUGAUUUGCGGGCACCAGAAAUGUAAUACUUUUAUUGGUGGGGGGUGUACGGUUUCAUGAUCUGGCUGUAUUGAAUAUCUUGAGUGAGUCUGUGCAACGUAGGUCAUAUUACCUUUUUUGUCUUUUAAUCCGAUAUUGAGGAAAAUAGAUCUUAAGGCAUUAUGAAUGAUUUUUAUAAGUACUUUUCGUCCACUAUUGGUUGUUUUUAGACUUGUAUACUGACAUUUUAGUUUCAGUUCAUGCCAUGUUUUGUUUCUUUUUAUUUCUAUUUUGAUCAGUUUUAUUGAUAAGGAAGGCAUUUUUGUGUGAACUAUACACACAAUAGUGAGUCGACAGUACUUUUAUAUUUAUUUUCUUAAAGACAUUGUUGCAUGGUUAUUUGAGAAUCAAGUAUGGCAUUAGAUCAACCACUGUUCAUUGGUUUUGUGCACUCUUGAGAUUCAUAUUGAAUUUCAAAAUACAUUGAUCAAACAUCCCAGCAAAAGCCUGGUAUGAAAAUAUAUGAAUUCUGUUUUAAACGAGUACGUUGUCUGUCAGAUGAUUAUCAUGUAUUCUGCUGAAUCUCUCCUUGUUAAGGGACCAGUCAUUUUGAAGUGGCGAGAGUGUGUGCAGUUGUAUGAUAUUGCAGGUCUUAGAGAUGCUAGGAAAAAGAACGAUGCUUUUGUGAACGUUUUGAAAAUAAUUGACAAGCAUAUAUAAGAUGGUUUUACAUACAUUGGGUGAUGUCUUGAUCUUGGAAUUGAAAAGACAAAACUUCUGAAGUCCUUUCUCAUCCCCCCUCCUGUUAAAUGACUGGCCCCCAAUGUCAGAUGAACCCAUCAAACUGUUAACAGAAGUAUACAAAAUGUGAUAUUUGCUUGUAUUCUGGUUGUUGCAUAAAACUGAAAAAUUCUCCAAUUUAGCACUGUUGGUGAAGUAGUCAAUAGCUAGAGAGUAGCAGCUAGUGUAAAUGUGAGGCUAAUUUAUAGACCAGUGGAACUGAACUGUCUGUGCAAUAUUUGACUGUAUUCACUUGCUCCACCUUCCAGUCAUAAUGGCCCUGCCUUUGUUUAUACUGGGAGCCGGCUGUCAUGAUUGGUGCUGGAUGUUGGAUCAGUAUUUUUAUAAUAUAUUGGACAUAUUGCGACGGACAGCGCGCUUGUCUGUCUCUCUCUCUCUCUACUUGUUGUUCACUCGUUCCGAGAACAGUGUUGGAAAUAAACCAUUUGAACAUA
Messenger RNA from Haliotis rufescens (red abalone), 7396 nucleotides. RefSeq lists its product as uncharacterized. The transcript has 20 exons. Bases 126 to 4184 code for a protein of 1352 amino acids. Lineage: Eukaryota; Metazoa; Mollusca; Gastropoda; Lepetellida; Haliotidae. Gene Ontology annotation, molecular function: protein binding. The record is from RefSeq and is a predicted model, not a curated record.